Messenger RNA from Miscanthus lutarioriparius, 297 nucleotides. The record is from the annotation of a GenBank genome assembly. Lineage: Eukaryota; Viridiplantae; Streptophyta; Magnoliopsida; Poales; Poaceae.
AUGCAGGUCACUGCUCUUGACGAGCGGUACAAGCUAUCUGAAAGCCGUGACUAUGAGGUCAAAGUCGCAUUCCUCCAGCUGGCGAUCCCUACUGGGUGCAAGUGCUACUUCAACGAGGUUGAGAAAUGCUUGAAGCAGGUGGGAAGGAUGAAGUACCUCCGUCCGCUCUACAGCUCACUGGCCAAGUGCUCCAGCGAGGAGAAGAUGCUGGCCCAGAGGAUCUUCUCGGAGGCUCAAGAGUUCUACCACCCAAUAGCUCGCAGUGUCGCGGAGUCCAUUUUGUCGAAGCAUAGCUAA